GCAGAAUAUGCUAACGGAUCCCAAAAUGAGGUCCACGCUCGGUCUGAUGGGCAACGAUGAAACUGCCAUCAAGCGAGAACUGAUCGACCCACUGGAAGCUACCGUACACAGCAACCACCACCAUCAUCACCACAAUCUCCACCACCAACAUCCAUCGCUGGAGGAACGACUCGGAGGUCCGGGAAGCUGUCCUCCGGGCCGCCCGGGUGCGCUCCUGUAUCCUGCCCCAACCACACAAAACAAACAACCUCUGCAAGGAUUCGAUCAGAUCUGGGGUCCUUCGCGAUCAGAUAUGACCCAACGGCUUCACACGGCCGUCGGUGGGAUGAGCCAUUACUGGCCACCGUACGACAACCAACCCGCAUGUCCAACCCCAUCGACACCCGUAGAAUCUCCCCAUGAAGGUUCGUCCGGUCCGGACGGGCAGAUAUACACGCUUACCGUGCUUCAUGAAUCGCCCGAACAUGGGAUCGUUUGGUCGGACUCGAACGCACUCGAUUCCCCAGUGCCACUUGCUCCGGACAUUGGCGAACCGAACGCUUCGUACGAACCGACGGUGGAUUGCUUCAACUUCGACGCCACUAACUACGAUCUAGCCGAUUACUACACCGCCAAACCUUCAGUACAAUCGCACCAACAGCAGACGAACAACGUUCCGUUGAUGGAUUCGUCCUCCUCCUCAGCAGGUGGCCAUCCACCCCAACCCUCCACCACUGCCCUCAACCUACACAGCACGGUGGAAGGGCUACUCAACGAGAUACAGCUUUCGAGCUUUGGCGAGCGCAGUUCUCUUGUGUCGGGGUCGGACAUUGCUCUCCAAACAUCCGGCCACAGUCUCUACAACGAGCCCUCGUCGUACCUGUACGAUGGAUUCUCCGUAACCGAUAGUUCCUCCGCAACUUCGCACCACCACCAACAGGCCAUGCUUCCGUCGCUGUCCGAGUCAUCCACCACGCUCACAACACCGCCCAGCUCGAACCACACGCACGAGGGCAAGCUGGACACGAACAACAACAACAGCAGUAGCUGUUCACUCGCCGAACUUAACCCGCUGCCAUCGACGAACCCGCUCACCAGUGGACCAAGUUCAAGCAGUAGCUCUAGCAGCAGCUCCAGCAGUAGUAGCUCGAGCAGCGAUUCAACCGCAAACGGUGGCGGCGGUAGUGGCAGUAAUGGUGGACAGAAGCGUGGCCGCUCGCUUCACUACUGCUCGAUCUGCUCGAAAGCGUUCAAGGACAAAUACUCGGUCAAUGUGCACGUACGGGUGCACACGGGCGAGAAACCGUUCUCCUGCUAUCUGUGCGGGAAAAGCUUCCGACAGAAGGCACAUCUCGAGAAGCACUACCAGACGCACCUGCAUCAGAAGAAUCUUACCAAGCGGCCGAAGCCGAUCAAGGUGAAACAAGAGCAUCAGCAACAGCAGCAGCAACAGAUGCAUCAGCAGCAACUUCAACAACAGCAGCACCAGACGAUGGAACAGCAUCUUCAGCAGGAGCCCGAUGGAGGGCUGCUGCUGAGUCCGGUGAAAGUGAUAGGAAAUUGCUGA
Messenger RNA from Anopheles maculipalpis, 1546 nucleotides. RefSeq lists its product as uncharacterized. Gene Ontology annotation, molecular function: DNA-binding transcription factor activity, RNA polymerase II-specific; RNA polymerase II transcription regulatory region sequence-specific DNA binding. NCBI's taxonomy places the organism in Eukaryota, Metazoa, Arthropoda, Insecta, Diptera, Culicidae. Gene Ontology annotation, cellular component: nucleus. The coding region runs from base 8 to 1546 and encodes 512 amino acids. The record is from RefSeq and is a predicted model, not a curated record. The transcript is spliced from 2 exons. Gene Ontology annotation, biological process: embryo development; regulation of transcription by RNA polymerase II.